Messenger RNA from Brienomyrus brachyistius, 5408 nucleotides. RefSeq names its product NACHT, LRR and PYD domains-containing protein 12-like. The coding region runs from base 269 to 5089 and encodes 1606 amino acids. Lineage: Eukaryota; Metazoa; Chordata; Actinopteri; Osteoglossiformes; Mormyridae. The record is from RefSeq and is a predicted model, not a curated record. Gene Ontology annotation, molecular function: protein binding. The transcript is spliced from 25 exons.
AAAACUGCAGCUUUCGAGGGUCGUUUGGAAAAGAAAAGGCCUUGGAGGGUGAAGACCGUCCCAGCCAGAGACUUAGCGGCAGGCAGCUGAGCCUCCAGCUUCCUCUAGGGGGCAGCGGCAGCAAAGCGAACUCCGGGGAUACUCAGAGGUGGCUUCGGAUGAUCACAGGAGGGGGAGUGGCACACAAGAGGAUCAUACGAUCGGGUCAUAACACAGAGGUUAGUAAUAAGGCCCCAGCAGGAAUCAACUGGUCUGGAUCAGCAUAAAAAUGGAUGGAUCUGCUUCUGAAACGCGCCCCCCUGUGGGGUGUAACAGAAAGAGCCCUGAGAGUGUCCUGAUGAAGAGAGCAGACUCCCCUGUACCCAGCUGUGUUUCCCUGAUGAGUGACAGGUCAAUGGAUCACCCAGUCACCUUCAGAGAGGAACCUUUUCCUACAGAUCAAAGUAUUCUGAUGAAGAGAGCAGACUCCCCUGUACCCAGCUGUGUUUCCCUGAUGAGUGACAGGUCAAUGGAUCACCCAGUCACAUUCAGAGAGGAACCUUUUCCUACAGAUCAAAGUGUCCUGAUGAAGAGAGCAGACUCCCCUGUACCCAGCUGUGUUUCCCUGAUGAGUGACAGGUCAAUGGAUCACCCAGUCACCUUCAGAGAGGAACCUUUUCCUACAGAUCAAAGUGUCCUGAUGGAGAGAGCAGACUCCCCUGUACCCAGCUGUGUUUCCCUGAAGAGUGACAGGUCAAUUCAUGAACCACCCAACUUCAGAGAGGGACCUUUUCCUACUGAUCAAAGAGGCCCCAGCAGGAAUCAACUGGUCUGGAUCAGCACAAAAAUGGACAAGGAGAGAGGAAAUAGAGGAGCUGCUUCUGAAAUGCGCCCCCCUGUGGGAUGUAAGAGAAAGAGCCCUGAGAGUGUCCCGAUGGAGAGAGCAGACUCCCCUGUACCCAGCUGUGUUUCCAUGAAGAGUGACGCAUCAAUGGAUGAACCAAUCAAAUUCAGAGAGGGACCUUGUCCUACAGAUCAAAGAGACCAAAUGGAAGAAUGCAGUUCAGAUCUACAUGAUAAAUCUGGUUUAUCAUCCAUAUUGAAGUCACUAGAGGAAAAAGUCAUGAAGUGUCUAAAGGAUGAGCUGAAGACGUUUGUGAGGCACCUAGAUCAGAAUUACCCAGAAUGCUCUGAGCCUCAGCUGGAGGAGGACAAUGACCUGGACUGUGAUGGUCAGAUGCAGAAGACCAGUGUUAGAGAGGUAGCUCUGAAGAUCACACUGUACAUCCUGAGGACCAUGAAGCAGAAUGAUCUUGCUGACAUGCUGGAGAAGAGACAGCUCAUGCUGCAAAAUCAGCAGGAAAUGAAAUGUAAACUUAAGAAGCAAUUUCAGUGUGUAUUUGAAGGGAAAGCUAAGGAAGGACAGCCAAUACUUCUCAGUGAGAUUUACACAGAACUCUACAUAACUGAAGGUGGGACUGGAGCAGUCAAUGAUGAGCAUGAAGUGAGACAGAUUGAAACAGCAUCCAAGAAAAGGCGAACAGAAGAUACUACAGUCAAGUGCAAUGAUAUAUUUAAACCCUUAUGUGGGUGUAAGACACCUAUCAGAACUGUACUCACUAAAGGGGUGGCAGGUAUCGGGAAAACAGUCUCUGUGCAGAAAUUCAUUCUCGACUGGGCAACAGGAAAAGCAAACCAGGAUGUUCACUUCAUAUUUGCUCUUCCUUUCCGGGACCUGAAUUUGAUUAAGGGUGAAUACAGUCUGAUUGAACUGCUUCACCACUUUGCCCCAGAACUGAAAUCAUUUGAAUCCACGGAGCUGUUUAGCUACAAAGUCUUGUUCAUCUUUGAUGGCCUGGAUGAGUGUCGCCUUCCUCUGGAUUUUCAGAACAAUGAGAGCUGGUUUGAUGUAACAAAGAAAACAUCACUGGAUGGACUGUUGACUAACCUCAUUAAGGGGAAUCUGCUCCCAUCCGCUCUCCUCUGGAUAACCUCCCGGCCAGCAGCAGCCAAUCAGAUACCUGCUAAGUGUGUCCAGCAGGUGACAGAGAUACGAGGGUUCAGUGAUGCCCAGAAGGAGGAGUAUUUCAGGAGGAGAUUUAAUGAUCAGAGCUUGGCCAGCAGGAUUAUCACACAUGUGAAAUCAUCAAGGAGCCUCUUCAUCAUGUGCCACAUACCUGUGUUCUGCUGGAUUUCAGCCACUGUGUUUGAGAGGUUUUUUAGUGAGACUGACAGGGCAGAAAUUCCAAGGACUCUGACUGAAAUGUACACACACUUCCUGAUCUUUCAGACAAGUUUAAAAAAUGAGAAGUAUAUGAAAAACCAUGAAACUAAGCUUAAGGAAUACAGCAAGGAAUUCCUUUUAAAACUUGGCAAACUGGCUUUUGACAACCUUAAGAAAGGCAAUCUCCUAUUUUAUGAGCAAGAUCUGAGAGAGAAUGGCAUCGAUGUCACUGAAACUUCAGUUUACUCUGGAGUGUGCACAGAAGUCUUUAAAGAGGAGUAUGGGUUGUACCAGGAGAAGGUGUACUGCUUUGUGCAUCUGAGCAUCCAGGAGUAUCUCGCUGCUUUAUACAUGUUUCUGUCAAACUCAUCAGCUGAUCUGCUGAAAACUGCAGUGGAUCAGGCAUUAAAGAGCAAGAAUGGACACUUGGACCUCUACCUCCGCUUCCUCCUGGGCCUCUCAACAGACUCCAGUAUGACUCUGUUACAAAGGCUACUGGGACAGACAAGAACCAGCUCACAUAACAUUAGGAUUACAGUGAAAUACAUCAGGGAGAAAAUACAGGAGAAUUUAUCUCCAGAAAGGACCAUCAACCUGUUCCACUGUCUGACUGAACUGGGUGACAAUUCUCUAGUAGAGGAAGUACAAAGAUACAUGAAUUCAGGAAACAUUUCAGCAGAUGACCUCUCACCUGCACAGUACUCAGCUCUGGCCUUUGUGAUGCUGAUGUCAGAUGAGGAGCUGGAUGUGUUUGACCUGAAGAAAUUCAUCAGACGAGAUAAAGAGCACUGCAGGCUGCUGCCUGUGGUCAAGAACUCCAGGACGGCACUGCUGAACAACUGUGAUCUAAUAGAUAAACAGUGUGAAGUGCUGUCUUCAGCUCUAAGAUCAAACUCUUCCACCCUGAGAGAGCUGGACCUGAGUGACAAUAACCUGAAGGAUUCAGGAGUGAAGCUGCUCUCUGCUGCACUGGGGGAUUUACACUGUAAACUGGAGAUACUGAGGUCAGUAUUACUGGGUAUUCUACACUGUAAACUGGAGAUAUUGAGGUCAGUAUUACUGGGUAUUCCACACUGUAAACUAGAGAUACUGAGGUCAGUAUUACUGGGUAUUCCACACUGUAAACUGGAGAUACUGAGGCCAGUAUUACUGGGUAUUCCACACUGUACGCUGGAGAUACUGAGGUCAGUAUUACUGGGUAUUCCACACUGUAAACUGGAGAUACUGAGGUCAGUAUUACUGGGUAUUCCACACUGUAAACUGGAGAUACUGAGGCUGUCAGGCUGUAGAGUCACAGAAGAAGGCUGUUCUUCCCUGGCUUCAGCUCUGAGGUUAAACCCCUCACACCUGAGAGAGCUGGAUCUGAGCUGCAAUCACCCAGGAGACUCAAAAGUGAAGCUGCUCUCUGCUGUACUGGAGGAUCCCAGCUGUAAACUGGAGAAGCUGCAGGUGAACCUGUGUGAACUCACAGAGAAAUGCUGUGAGGCACUGGCUUCAGCUCUCAGAUCAAACUCCUCACCCCUGAGAGAGCUGGACUUGAGUGACAAUGACCUGCAGGACUCAGGAGUGAAGCUGCUCUCUGCUGGACUGGGGGAUUUACACUGCAAACUGGAGAUACUGAGGCUGUCAGGAUGUAGAGUCACAGAAGAAGGCUGUUCUUCCCUGGCUUCAGCUCUGAGGUCAAACCCCUCACACCUGAGAGAGCUGGACCUGAGCUACAAUCACCCAGGAGACUCAGGAGUGAAGCUGCUCUCUGCUGUACUGGAGGAUCCCAGCUGUAAACUGGAGAAGCUGAAGCUGUCAGGCUGUAGAGUCACAGAAGAAGGCUGUUCUUCCCUGGCUUCAGCUCUGAGGUCAAACCCCUCACACCUGAGAGAACUGGAUCUGAGCUACAAUCACCCAGGAGACUCAGGAGUGAAGCUGCUCUCUGCUGUACUGGAGGAUCCCAGCUGUAAACUGGAGAAGCUGCAGGUGGGCCGGUGUGAAUUCACAGAGAAAUACUGUGAGGCACUGGCUUCAGCUCUCAGAUCAAACUCCUCACCCCUGAGGGAGCUGGACCUGAGUGACAAUGACCUGCAGGACUCAGGAGUGAAGCUGCUCUCUGCUGGACUGGGGGAUUCGCACUGUAAACUGGAGAUACUGAGGCUGUCAGGCUGUAGAGUCACAGAAGAAGGCUGUUCUUCCCUGGCUUCAGCUCUGAGGUCAAACCCCUCACAUCUGAGAGAGCUGGAUCUGAGCUACAAUCACCCAGGACACUCAGGAGUGAAGCUCCUCUCUGCUGUACUGGAGGAUCCCAGCUGUAAACUGGAGAAGCUGAAUGUGGAUCACGGUGGAGAGUGCAGGACCAGACCAGGCUUACAGAAAUACUCCUGCCAGCUGACGCUGGACCCCAACACAGCACACAGAAGCCUGUCUCUGUCAGGGGGGAACAGGAAGGUGACAGAGGGGGCAGAGCAGCCAUAUCCUGAUCAUCCAGAGAGAUUUGACAUCUGGUGUCCCCAAGUUCUGUGCAGAGAGAGUCUGACUGGCCGCUGUUACUGGGAGGCUGAGUGGGAUGGAAAUGGAGCCCGGAUAGGAGUAACUUAUAAAGGGAUCGGGAGGAAAGGAGGGAGUGACUGUCAGCUUGGAUUCAAUGACAAGUCAUGGUGUCUGUACUGUGAUACUGACAGUUACUCUGUCUGGCACAAUAAUAAACGGACUCUCAUACCCAUAGAGCCCUCAGACUCCCAAAGAGUAGGAGUGUAUCUGGACUGGGGGGCUGGUGCUCUGUCCUUCUACAGAGUCUCCCCUGAUGGACUGACCCCCCUGCACAGAUUCACCUCCACAUUCACUGAGUCCCUCUAUCCAGGGUUUUAUGUUUAUAUAAACUCCUCAGUGUCACUGUGACGUGUUGCUGGUUCUCCUGGCAAAAAGGUAAAAUCUCUGCUUUUUAACCUUUUAAUCCUUUUUACUCUGAAAUGUAUGUUUGACAAAAAUAAAUGCAUGUGUUCAGUGAGCUGGAUAACCAUGAAAAAUAUAUUUGUAUAGUUUUUCUCUCUGACUAAAAUGUAAUUAAAUGUAAUUCUGAUGAGUGGGGGGCUUUCCCCCUCCCCUGUACAUAUUUAUGUCCAUUUACUGUAUUUCCUCCCUGUACAAUGAGAAUAAAGGCUUUCUGUUCUGUCCUAUUAAUGUCCUGCUUCAGCGUCACCCAAAGCAUAACUGAGUA